UAAUUUCAGAAAUUAUAAAUUUGUCCGAAAGACAAAAAGAUACAUUUGUGCUUCCGACGCCAUGGGAAGUUCAGAAGAAAUCCUACAGGAGCUUCUCAAUGUUGAGGUCGAACUUCACGAUGUCCAAGAGCAGUUGAAGGAAUUGCUAGACCGACAGGAUGAGUUAUAUCAAAGGCAAUCUGAACUGAAAGCGUUGUUGGAAAGCUGUGAAUCAUCAUCAAGAAGAAGCCCUGGGAAGAUUGACGGAUCGUCCGAUUGCACUGAGAAUUGGUCAGGGACAUUUGAAUGGGACUCUCAAGCUGAUGAUAUCAGGUUCAAUGUUUUCGGAAUUCCUACCUAUCGUGCAAAUCAGCGAGAGAUAAUAAAUGCAGUCAUGACUGGAAGAGAUGUUCUUGUGAUUAUGGCGGCUGGUGGAGGCAAGAGUCUUUGUUAUCAACUUCCUGCUGUUCUUAAAAAUGGGGUUGCUCUGGUUGUCAGCCCUUUGCUUUCUCUUAUUCAAGAUCAGGUAAUGGGCUUGGCUGCUUUGGGCAUCCCAGCAUUCAUGUUGACGUCAACCACCGGUAAGGAAGAUGAAAAGUUCAUAUACAAGGCUCUUGAAAAGGGUGAUGGAGAGCUUAAAAUACUAUAUGUUACACCAGAGAAGAUAUCGAAGAGCAAAAGAUUCAUGUCAAAACUUGAAAAGUGUCAUCAUGCUGGUCGGCUGUCUCUAAUUUCUAUUGAUGAAGCACAUUGUUGUAGUCAAUGGGGCCAUGAUUUUCGUCCAGACUACAAGAAUCUUGGCAUCUUAAAGACUCAGUUUCCAGAUGUUCCUGUUAUUGCUCUGACCGCUACAGCAACAAAAAAAGUGCAACAAGAUCUAAUGGAGAUGCUACAUGUUUCAAAAUGUGUUAAGUUUGUCAGCACAGUGAACAGGCCUAAUCUUUUUUAUACGGUAAGAGAAAAAUCAUCUGUUGGGAAGGUAGUCAUUGAUGAAAUUGCUGCAUAUAUACAAGCAUCUUAUCCAAAUAAUGAGUCUGGCAUAGUUUAUUGCUUCUCCAGAAAGGAGUGUGAACAGGUUGCAAAAGAAUUGCGUGAGAAGGGAAUAUCAGCUGACUAUUAUCAUGCUGAUAUGGAUGUACAUGCUCGUGAGAAAGUUCAUUUACGGUGGAGCAAUGGCAAGUUGCAGGUUAUUGUUGGAACAGUGGCUUUUGGUAUGGGAAUCAACAAACCAGAUGUCAGGUUUGUCAUUCAUCACAGUUUAAGCAAAUCAAUGGAGACAUACUAUCAGGAAAGCGGGCGGGCUGGAAGAGAUGGCCUUCCUUCAGAAUGUGUUCUGUACUUUAGACCUGGUGAUGUUCCUAGGCAGAGCUCAAUGGUCUUCUAUGAGAAUGCUGGAUUGCAAAAUCUCUACGACAUAGUGCGAUACUGUCUGUCGAAAAGAGAAUGCCGCCGAGGUGCUUUUUUCAGACAUUUUGCCGAGCCUCUACGAGAUUGUAAUGGGAUGUGUGACAACUGUGCUUUUGCAAGUGAUGUGAAGGAAUUGGAUGUAUCUGCUCAUGCAAAAAUGAUAGUAUCACUACUGCAAGAUUUACAAGAGAAUGAUCAAAGAGUUACGAUGCUGCAACUGGCGGACAAACUGAAGGUUAAGCAGAAAGGAGUAGAUCCUGAGCUAAAGAGAGAUGAAUUGGAGCAACUUGUCAUUCAGCUCAUACUGGAACGCGUUUUGAAAGAGGAAUUCCAGCAUACUGCUUAUGCUACAAAUGCUUAUGUCACUAUUGGACCCUUAUCAAAGUAUGUGUUACACGGGAAAAAAAUUAUUAAGCUUGAAGUUUCCAGUGGACAGAAAGGUAGCUCAAGCAUUUUGAAACAAUCAAAACGCACUAAAUCAGGCGAUUUGGAGUUCAAGCUUGACAAGCUACGAAAAGAACUGGCUUCCAUUAAUGGGGGGAUAUUCCCCCACUCUGUGUUGUCUACCCAACAAAUUAGCAUGCUGAGUGUCCAGCAGCCAAAAUCAGUUGAACAGUUGGAGAAGGUGAUUGGAAAGCUAAAGACACAGAAAUAUGGUGUCCGGAUUCUCGAAGAAAUUGAAAAUUUUGAAUCCAAUAACCAAUCUAACAACAUUUUAGAGAGUCAAAUAAGUAGAGCUUCUAAGAAAAUGAAAUCCACGAAGACACCUGUUAUCAUAGAGAGUAGUGGAGAUGAAGCAUGACCAAGUUCUUGUCUCACAGAUGAGGAGCCAUGUAUUUUGUCUGUGCAAUUACGGGGGAAAAACAGUUGAUUCGGACUGUUGGAGGGGGUUUAAGCUUUUGAGUUUUGAGUUUGGUUUGAUUGGUUAUCAUUGCUCUAUAGGAUCUCUCAUCAGAAAAGGUUGAUUUAGUAAUUAGCUAAAUAAUUUACCGUGUACACAAGGUGAAUGGCUUUUGUCUAAAUUUGUUUUGGUAAGUUUACUACUCGAACCAUAAUGGGCUAGGUUAAUUUUUCUUAUCGUGGACGCUUAAUAUCUCCAAGAUCUAGCUUAACUAGUAGGAACAUUAGUCAAGCGGCUGUGAGGUCCCUCAUUUGACUAUCAAGUACUUUAUUUUUUUUCUUUUCCUUUUUAAGGUUUGAAAUCUUCUAUUG
Messenger RNA from Coffea eugenioides, 2598 nucleotides. Its product is annotated as mediator of RNA polymerase II transcription subunit 34. The record is from RefSeq and is a predicted model, not a curated record. The coding region runs from base 62 to 2188 and encodes 708 amino acids. Gene Ontology annotation, molecular function: nucleic acid binding; 3'-5' DNA helicase activity; ATP binding. Lineage: Eukaryota; Viridiplantae; Streptophyta; Magnoliopsida; Gentianales; Rubiaceae. The transcript has 21 exons. Gene Ontology annotation, cellular component: mediator complex; cytoplasm; chromosome. Gene Ontology annotation, biological process: double-strand break repair via homologous recombination; DNA replication.